AUGAGUCCUGUGCUUGUGAUGUCCGUCCUUCUGGGUGUACUGACUAUAGGCGAGGCUCGCAUCAACAGAGAUCUGCAGGACCAGGUAAUAGGAGACCUGCAACAGGCCGCCUGUCCGUACUGCCAGCUGUGCGUGACCAGACAGACGUGUAAGAGCGCCCUCGGGCGGCCGGUGUGUAACGUGCUCUGUGGGAUCUGCAAGCACGCCGACUGCCAGGCGCAUCCGCCCACGGAGGAGCCGUUAUCCCCGGUGGACGGCCAGUGGGGCACGUGGAGCAGCUGGGGCAGCUGUAGCGCCACCUGCGGGGCCGGUACACACACCCGCCGUCGCACCUGCACCGACCCUGCGCCCGAGAACGGCGGCGUGAGCUGCUCUGGGAACGAGCUGGAGACUCAGGCGUGUCAAACCGGCGUGACCUGUCCGGAAACCCUCAAAAGAAUAUGA
Molecule: messenger RNA, 444 nt
Organism: Branchiostoma belcheri (Belcher's lancelet)
Lineage: Eukaryota; Metazoa; Chordata; Leptocardii; Amphioxiformes; Branchiostomatidae
Product: properdin-like
Exons: 4
Coding region: 1-444 (147 amino acids)
Source: RefSeq, a predicted model, not a curated record